Molecule: messenger RNA, 3323 nt
Organism: Trematomus bernacchii (emerald rockcod)
Lineage: Eukaryota; Metazoa; Chordata; Actinopteri; Perciformes; Nototheniidae
Product: E3 ubiquitin-protein ligase TRIM39-like
Exons: 2
Coding region: 45-1859 (604 amino acids)
Molecular function (GO): zinc ion binding; protein binding
Source: RefSeq, a predicted model, not a curated record
CCUCCACCCUACAUCAGUCAGUUCCAACAGACUUCUCCGCAGACAUGGCCUCAGCCAGCAGCUCCCCAUGUGAAGAGCAGCUCCAGUGUUCAAUCUGUCUGGAUGGGUUCACUGAGCCUGUCUCUACUCCAUGUGGACACAACUACUGCAAGCACUGCAUCACAGGGUACUGGGACAGAAGCACCCUGAUACAGUGCCCCCUCUGUAAGAAGAAGUUCCGCAAGCAGCCACAGCUCCAGGUCAACACUGAGUUCAGAGACAUUUUGAAGCAUUUCAACCACAUGAAGGUGAAUGGGGAUGAGGACAGAGCCAAACCAGGAGAGGUGCCCUGUGACAUCUGCGUUGAUCUGAAGCUCAAGGCCAAGAAGACGUGCAUGGUGUGUUUGGCCUCGUACUGCCAGCCUCACCUGGAGCCUCAUCACAGAGUCAAAACACUCAAGAAGCAUCAGCUGAUCGAACCUGUGUCCAACCUGGAGGACAGGGUGUGUAAGAAGCAUGACAAGAUGUUGGAGUUCUUCUGUGAUGUAGACCAGAAGUGUGUUUGUUUCAUGUGUUUGAAAGACAACCAUGCAUCACAUUUGGCCGUCCCGUUAGAGCAAGCGUUCAGAGACAAGAAAGGCUUGCUGAGCCGUGUGACGUCAAAGAUCAAAAUAAUUGAAAACACCAAAUCCAGGAAUAUUCAGGAAAUCAAAUGUUUGGUUGAACGGACAAAGAAAGAGUCUGAGAAAGAGUUAGCAGACAUCGCUCAGGAGUUCAAUGCCCUGUUGCUCGCUCUGCAAAGAAGCCAGGCUGAGCUCAUGGAGAAGAUCCAGAAGAAGCAGAAAGCAGCUCAGAGGGAGGCUGAAGACGUGGUGACGGAGCUGGAGCAGGAAGUCUCUGAGCUGAGGAGGAGAAGAUCUGAGUGUGAAGAACUUUUACAAACAGAGGACCACCUCAGCUUCCUGCAGAGCUGUUCAACUCUCUGCAUAUACAAAAAUCUGGUCCAAUCCAACAUGCCAAUAGACCUCUCUGACUUCAGUCAGCAGAGUUCUGUGGGGAUGGUGAAAGAAGCAGUGGCUAAGAUGGGAAGUCUUCUCAGGCAUCAGAUGGAGAUGAUAAGUCAUGAGGCACGCUUAAGCAAUGACUGGGAAGGCCCUGCAGCUGAAGAAAUAAGGAGAGAUGAUUUCUAUGAAGAGGUGUGGAACCCCCCCAAGGACAAGCUGAUGAUGAUCCAGCAGAACGAUGCAGUCGAUGUGACUCUGGACGCCCACACAGCCUACACCAAACUUGUAGUCUCUGAGGAUGGGAAACAACUGAGGUUUGAUGAAGGCCUACCACCUCCAGAUCCUUUCUCUCCUCAGAAAGGAUUUCAGUAUCAACCCUUUAUCCUUGGGACUGAGGGCUUCUCCUCUGGCAGGUUCUACUACGAAGUUCAGGUCGGUGGGACUGGAUGUUGGGUAUUGGGAGUGGUCAAAAAGUCCAUCGGCAAGUUUGUAUCACAUUUCCCUAACCCGGAGCAGGGAGGCUGGACAUUCUUAAAACUCAACAAUACAAAAUCCCAAUCCCAAGAUGAAUAUUUCCCAGGCACUUGUAGCCGUUCUCCCCUGUCCCUGAGGCAAAGGCCCCAGAAGGUUGGAGUGUUUGUCGAUUACGAGAAGGGCGAGGUGUCCUUCUACGACGUGGACGCCAGGACUCUGAUCUACUCCUACUCAGGAUGUGCCUUCAUUGAGACCCCGUCAGCAGUCAAGUCUUUUUUCUAUUAUAUUGCAGGCAUAUCCUUUGGUAACAGACCAAAGCUCUACCCUUUUUUGGGGGCUUUCAGUAAUGAAGGGAAUUCUGACACCAUGCUUCUUAUCACUCCUGUAGCCCAUGCAAUUUAAGAUUACAAGUUACAAGUACCAUAAAGCCCUAAAAACUGGGGAAAUGAAUGUGUAACUGCUAAGUUCAGCAGUUAUGGAAGAAGUCAAUUUAGAAAUUAUAAUUUUUUUUAUUCAUAGCUCUUUCUACAUUGAGAUUGAAUCUGAUCAAAGCAGAUUUCUUAAGACCUGACAAUUACUUAUGAGGUUCAUUUUAAAUCAGGGAGACUGGUAGAAGAUAGUACAGUAGAUCAGGGGUAGAGUUUAUUCACAUUCAUGUUGCAAUACUCCCAUAUGACCAGGAGAUGACACCAUUGUUUAACCAGUGUUCUGAUCUGUUUCUCAGAGACGCUACUGUUAGGAAAUAUGGGGACAAUGCUUAUAGGAACUUUAUUUCAUCUCAAAACCAUUUAAGACAAUGUAAACAAAUAUCCUUUGGUUUCUAGUAUUUUGUUUAAAUUAAUAUUUGCUUUUUUCUCAGGCUUAUUUGAUAGUACUUGAUAUCUUUGUUUUUAAUUUAAAUUUGGUCAAAACAGUUCCAAGCUACAAGCUCGUCUUGUUGAAAUUACUUCUAAUGGGUUGCUACUCAGUUAAAUACGUGUAAAUCAGUGUAAAACUGUCAUUAUCAUUUGUCAUAUCACGGCCCUUUUAUGGAGACAAAAUAUUAUGUCUGCCUGUGGAACUAAGCCAAACCACUAAUGACACGUAACUCAAAACCAAACGACAGCAUUGUAUAAUAAGCUAGGCAUUUCAGUGCUGAAUAAGUUCAAGUCAGCCCAAAUACAUCAUGAAGUGGUUAGACACUGCACUGGGAGUGACCUGAACAAUGCAUAUUAUAUUAAACUGCUAAACAUGACAUUUGGGAUGUGAAAAAUUACAAGUUCUACUCCUUCCCUCUUACUCGCAAAUUUAACAAGAAUAGCUAUUCUAUGGGCAGUAUUUAUUGUAGAGACAGAGUUAAAACAGGGGGACAGAGGGGAUGACAUGUGGAAAAUGGUCCUGAGUCGAACUCAAACCAAGGUCCUCCGCUUGGGGACUUGGGGAGCUUUAUCAAUUGAGCUUUACAGAAGACCGUUUUAUCAGAUUUUCAAUGAGUUUACAUUCAAAAUGUAAGACAGCUUCCUAGGUUUCUAAACCUGGUUCAGAGUACACACUAACACACACCUUCUGAGACAUUUCUGCAUGCAUCCUUAUUGUAUGCACGUAUGGUCUUGGUACUAAAUGAUUUCUGUGUUCUGUGUACUGUAACUCUAGUUUUUCUCAUGCUUAUUUGAUGGUACUUAAUAUCUUUGUUUUUUAUUUAAACUUGGUCAAAACAGUUCCAAGCUACAAGCUACCUAAAUACUUAAGUAGGGCUUUAUGAAAUUGAAAUGUACAUUUUUUAAGGUGUUUUGUCAUUGAAUAGACCUAAAGGUUUAUCAAUUAAUUUUACAAAGUUUAUUAAUAAUAAUAAUAAUAAUAAUAAUAGAUUACAUUUAUAUAGCGCCU